Molecule: messenger RNA, 2552 nt
Organism: Phymastichus coffea
Lineage: Eukaryota; Metazoa; Arthropoda; Insecta; Hymenoptera; Eulophidae
Product: transducin beta-like protein 3
Exons: 15
Coding region: 125-2521 (798 amino acids)
Biological process (GO): endonucleolytic cleavage in 5'-ETS of tricistronic rRNA transcript (SSU-rRNA, 5.8S rRNA, LSU-rRNA); endonucleolytic cleavage to generate mature 5'-end of SSU-rRNA from (SSU-rRNA, 5.8S rRNA, LSU-rRNA)
Cellular component (GO): small-subunit processome; nucleolus; 90S preribosome
Molecular function (GO): U3 snoRNA binding; protein binding
Source: RefSeq, a predicted model, not a curated record
GCAUGGCGCGGUAUAAAUACCACGUGUUUUAGAGUUGCAGAACAAAUGUAAUGUCAUUAUACAUUAAUAAAUAUUAUUUUUCGUUUUUUCUAUUAUCUGUAAAGAUAGCCAAUGAAAUAAAAAAAUGAGUAGCAGUCACUUGAAGGAAUCGUUUGAGGUGGAGAGUAAAUAUGAGGCUUUUUAUACUGGAGGAAACAUUGAGUGGUGUGAAGAUGGAGAAAACCUUUUUUGUCAGAAUUCGGAUUUUAUAUCCAUAGUUUCAACAUCAAAAGGUGCAAUAAAACACAAAUUAGGUCAAAUUAAAGAAGAUGAAGAUAAAGAUACAAUUAAUAGUUUCACAGUUAGCAAAGAUGGCAAUUUUAUUGUAACACAUCAUAAGAGUACUUUAUUUAAAUUGUGGAAUGUGCUUGAAUGUAAACCUAUAAAAGUUUGGAAGUCAACUCACAAUGGACCCGUAUCUGCAAUAGUUUUAACACAAGAUGCCACAAAUAUGGCAUCUGGAGGAAUUGAUGGAUCUGUAAAAUUAUAUGAUAUUUCACAUCAUACUUGUACACAUAACUUAAAAGGUGCUCAAGGUGUUAUUGGUAUUGUUUGCUAUCAUCCUGAAAUGGACAAAGAAUUAGUUUUUGCAUCUGGUGAUGAUUAUGUCAUUCAUGCCUGGAGUACUAAGACAGGCAAAAAAGAAAUUCGUUUAGAAGGACAUUUUAGUAAAGUCACAGCAUUAUCCUUUCAUGAAGAUGGAGUUCAUGCUUUAAGUUCAGGCAGAGAUAAAGUUUUGAUACUGUGGGACUUGGUGAAGAAAGCAUCAAUAAGAAUUAAUCCUGUAUAUGAAUGCAUAGAAGGUUGUUUUAUCAUUUCCAAUUCUGCAAUUUUACCCAUAAAAAAGAAAGAAUCAGCAAUUUAUGCAGCCAGUGCAGGAGAAAAAGGUGUUGUUAAAAUAUGGGAAAUGAAAUCUGGUCAAUUGGUUUAUGAACAAACUAAUUCAUUGAUACCACCUGCUGAUGAAGAAAAUGGUUUAGCUAUAAAAUCUUUGCUCUACAAUAAAGACAGUAAUAGUAUUGGGCUUGUUUCAACUAGUCACAAUAUUUUAAUUUAUACAUUGGAUAAAUUUGAAUGUAAGAAACAAUUAAUAGGAUUUAUAGAUGAAAUUUUAGAUAUUACAUACUUAGGAACUAAUGAUUCACAUUUGGCUGUAGCAACUAACACUGCCGAUAUUAAACUUUAUGACUUAUCUACAAUGAGUUGUCAGAUAUUAAGUGGUCAUAAAAAUAUAGUAUUGUGCUUGGCUUCAACUCCUGUUAAUCAAAAUUUACUUUUAUCUGGUGAUAAAGAUCAUUGCGUAAAAUUGUGGGUAAUGGAUGAAGAAACCAAAGUGGUGACUUGUAUAGCUUCAGGAAAUCGACACACUGCGCAAGUUGGGUCUGUUGCUUUAUCUCAAGCAGAAGCUAAGUUUUUCGUAUCUGCUAGUCAAGAUCAAACUCUUAAAGUGUGGAAUUUACCUGAAAAUUUAUCAUAUACUGGUAAAGAAAUCAUCUUUGACUCUCCACGCUCUAUACUAGCCCACGACAAAGAUAUAAAUUGUGUGACAGUAUCUCCAAACGAUAAACUAAUAGCUACAGGUUCUCAAGACAAAACAGCUAAGUUGUGGUCGGCUGAUUUACAAUUAUUAGGAGUUUUUCGCGGUCAUCGACGAGGCGUUUGGUGCGUACGGUUUUCCCCAAUAGAUCAAAUAUUAGCAACUUCCUCUGCCGAUUGCACAAUAAAGCUAUGGUCUAUUACUGAAUUGAAUUGCUUAAAGACUCUGGAAGGUCACGAUUCUGCUGUAUUGAGAAUGGAAUUUCUGUCCCGCGGAAUGCAAAUUAUUUCUUCUAGUGCAGACGGUUUUCUGGAAUUGUGGAGCGUUAAAUACGGAACGUGUGAUCUUACCUUAGAUCAACAUGAAAAUAGAGUUUUUUCAUUGGCUGUGAAUAAGACCGAAAAUCGUCUCGUGAGCGGCGGUAGUGAUUCUUUACUGAUUAUUUGGAGAGACACCACCGAAGAGAAAAAAGCUCAAGCUCAAGCAUUGAAAGACCAACAAGUACUUGAUGAGCAAAAAUUAGCAAAUUGUUUGCAAGCUGAAAAGUUGACAAAAGCACUAAAAUUAGCUCUUAAACUUCAAAAACCACUACAUGUUUUCCGCGUAAUAGAAGCAUUAGUGAAAAAAGAUAGUGAUGAUCUUAACUCUACAAUCUGUGACUUGAAACCAUCACAACAAGAGGAACUUCUGAAGUGUGCUGUUAUUUGGAAUACAAAUUCUCGCAAUUAUCAAGUAGCACAGCUUGUUAUCAACAUCAUUCUUAACGAAAUUGGAUUAGAGAAUCUUCAGUCAGUAGAUUUGAAAGCAAAGUUAGAAUCAAUGAUACCCUAUACAGAUCGACAUUUCAAAAGACUGACUCGACUUUAUCAAGAUUUACAUCUGCUAACAUAUACAAUAAACAAUAUGAAAGCUCAUAGCAGUGUUGAAGAUGUAGUUGAUAAGUAAAUGCUAUUUUAGUUAGAAUUUAAUAAAGUAA